Molecule: messenger RNA, 1253 nt
Organism: Eremomyces bilateralis CBS 781.70
Lineage: Eukaryota; Fungi; Ascomycota; Dothideomycetes; Eremomycetales; Eremomycetaceae
Product: GroES-like protein
Exons: 3
Coding region: 99-1121 (340 amino acids)
Molecular function (GO): oxidoreductase activity, acting on NAD(P)H
Source: RefSeq, a predicted model, not a curated record
GACAGCAGCAGUUCUGCCUUUUCACCGACUUUGUCCCAACAUUCCUCACUCCAAAGUCCAAGUUGAUCUAAAAUCGAAGAAGAAACAUAGCUGCAACCAUGAAGGAAGCCGUCGUCUCCAAGGGACCUAAAGUCCAGAUCAUCGACUCUCCAUUCCCCUCCCCAGGAGCAGACCAGGUGGUCAUCAAGGUGAUUGUCAGCGGUUCGAACCCGAAGGACUGGAAAGUGCCCAACUUCGUUGACUACGCUUCCAAUCAAGGUGACGACAUCGCGGGCAUCGUGCACGCAGUUGGCGACAAUGUUACCGAGUUCAAGGCUGGCGAUCGCGUCGCUGCUUUCCAUGAGAUGAUGUCACCACAUGGGAGCUACGCGGAAUAUGCGGUUGCGUGGCAGCAUACCACGUUCCACAUCCCAAAGACGACGACGUUUGAGGAAGCGUCAACUCUCCCCCUCGCUGCCAUGACCGCGGCCGUCGGCCUGUACCAGCGCCUGGGACUCCCCGUUCCAUGGCGCCCGGCGACCGCUCCGACUCCGCUGGUCAUCUACGGCGCUGCCUCCGCCGUUGGUGCCUUCACCCUUCAGUUCGCGCUCAAGUCGAACAUUCACCCGCUGAUCUGCGUGGCCGGACGCGGCGCAUCAUUCGUCGAGUCGCUCAUCGACCGCAGCAAGGGCGACACGGUCGUCGACUACCGGUCCGGCGACGAGGCAGUCGUGAAGGGCAUCCGCGACGCACUGCAGGGCCAGAAGCUUCAGUACGCGUAUGACGCGGUGAGCGAGCAUGGCAGCUACCAGAACCUCGGCCAGGUACUGGAGCCGAAUGGGAAGAUCACGUUAGUGUUGAUGGGAAAGAAAUUCGAGGGGAUUCCCGCGACCGUGGAGCAGAGCAUCACGAAAGUGGCGGUGGUGCAUAAUGAAGAGAAGGACUUUGGAUACGUGUUCUUCAGGUUGAUUGGGAAGGGAUUGGCGGACGGCUGGUUCAAGCCACAUCCACAUGAGGUCAGAAAGGGUGGACUGGCGGGCAUUGAAGGCGCUUUGACUGAUUUGUUGGAUGGCAAGGCGAGUGCGGUGAAGUAUGUGUUUAGAAUUGCAGACACCGAGGGACUGGAGAAGUCGAGUCUGUGAGGGGAUAGACAGGCACGAGGCUCUCUAUUAGGUCUAAUACACCGAGUACCAUAGCUACAAAAUCUAGCUACCGGAAAUAUGCAUCCUGACGAGGUCGUUUGACCCCUUUUCCUUCAGCCGAUUCCCAGUGCC